GUUGAUAUUUUAUAUCUUGGAUAAAUGUUAACAAACGUACAGAAAGCCUUUUAAUCGUUAUUAAACUGAAAAGUGCCCUUAUUAGCAUAAUUUUCGUUUUUGUUACUAAAAGUUUUUUUUGUAGCAAUGGGGAGCGGUGAUAAGAAGCGACGUUCCAGGAGCCGGGAACGAAGCGACAAGGAUAAACGCUCCAAAAGGUCUAGGUCUCAUAGUAGGGAUAGAUUGCAUAAGAGGCAUAGGUCUCGAUCCAAGGAGAGGGAUCCGAAAGCAUAUGAUAGAGGUAAAGCAGAAAAUAAAAGGUUUGAUGAAAGAGAUAAGAAAGAUGAGAAGCACAGAAAGGAUAGACUUUCCGAAGCUGAGGAGAAAAUUGAUGAAAAAGAUUUAAAAAUUAGGGACGAGUCUAAGAAAGAACCACUGUCUUUGGAAGAGCUUCUAACUAAAAAGAAGGCUGAGGAAGCUGCAAAGAGCAAGCCUGUGUUUCUAACUAAAGAACAAAGAGCUGCAGAAGCAAUUAAGAGGAGACAGGAGGAGGUGGAUCGCAUUCGGAAACAACAGGAUGCUGAGCGCAAAAUAAUUGAAUAUGCCAAGAGUAGCAGAACACAGCCUGAGGUCCCUCAUAAGGAAGAUCGUGAGUAUCGACGCAGGGAUAGAGAGCUCAAAGAGGAAGAUAAACAGAAGGAUAAGGACAAGGAACGCGAGACGGAUGCUAUAAAGGAACGCUAUUUGGGUCUCAUAAAGAAGAAACGGCGAGUAAGACGGUUGAAUGAUAGGAAAUUUGUGUUCGAUUGGGACGCAGGAGAAGAUACCUCAACUGAUUACAACAAUUUGUACAAGGACAGGCACCAAGUGCAAUUCUUUGGUAGAGGCAACUUGGCCGGCAUAGAUAUAAAGGCACAGAAGAGAGAUCAAAGUAAAUUCUACGGUGAGUUGCUUGAGAAGCGCAGAACGGAAGCGGAAAAAGCUCAGGAGAAGGUGCGAUUGAAGAAGGUCAGACGAAAGGAGGAGAAACAGUUGUGGGACGAUCGUCAUUGGUCGGAGAAGGAGUGCGGCGAGAUGACCGAAAGGGAUUGGAGAAUUUUUAGGGAAGAUUACAACAUCACCAUUAAGGGUGGCAAAAUACCAGAGCCGAUUAGAAAUUGGAAGGAGUCUGGAAUACAGAAGGAACUUUUGGAAAUUAUUGAUAAAGUUGGUUACAAGGAUCCAACGCCAAUUCAGAGACAGGCCAUUCCAAUUGGUAUGCAGAAUAGGGAUAUUAUUGGUGUUGCCGAAACUGGUUCCGGUAAAACGUUGGCCUUCCUCAUUCCGUUACUAUCGUGGAUUCAGUCGUUGCCUAAGAUUGAGAGAAACGAAGAUGCUGAUCAAGGACCGUACGCUAUAAUCUUGGCGCCAACUCGUGAGUUGGCGCAGCAGAUCGAAGAGGAGACAGUCAAGUUCGGUCAACCAUUGGGAAUACGAACUGUCGUCGUAGUGGGUGGCUUAAGUAGGGAGGAGCAAGGUUUCAGGCUGAGAAUGGGAUGCGAAAUUGUCAUUGCGACUCCCGGUCGUCUUAUCGACGUCUUGGAAAAUCGUUAUUUAGUCCUAAAUCAGUGUACCUAUAUUGUAUUGGACGAAGCCGAUCGUAUGAUAGAUUUAGGUUUCGAGCCUGACGUGCAGAGAAUCCUUGAGUAUAUGCCUGUCACUAACCUGAAGCCCGAUACAGAGGAGGCUGAAGAUAGCAAACUGUUGUUGGCAAAUUACAACAGCAAGAAGAAGUACCGGCAAACUGUGAUGUUUACGGCAACUAUGCCGCCGGCUGUGGAACGGUUGGCUAGAACCUAUUUGAGAAGACCUGCGGUAGUGUACAUUGGAAGCAUCGGUAAACCUGUGGAGAGAGUGGAACAAAUCGUUCACAUCGUUGGCGAAGGAGACAAGAGGAAGAAGUUGAUGGAGUAUCUGUCGAGAGGAGUGGAACCGCCUGUGAUUAUCUUCGUGAACCAGAAGAAAGGAGCCGACGUUUUGGCUAAAGGCCUCGAGAAGCUCGGAUACAACGCUUGCACAUUGCACGGUGGUAAAGGACAAGAACAAAGAGAGUACGCCUUGGCCAGUCUUAAAUCUGGUGCCAAGGAUAUUUUGGUCGCGACAGAUGUCGCCGGAAGAGGUAUCGAUAUUAAGGAUGUAUCUAUGGUCAUCAACUACGAUAUGGCCAAAACUAUCGAAGAUUACACCCAUCGUAUUGGCCGUACUGGUCGUGCCGGAAAGACCGGUAUUGCGGUCAGUUUUUGCACAAACGAUGAUUCUGCUCUGUUCUAUGAUCUGAAGCAAAUGUUGCUCAGCUCACCGGUGUCCAAUUGUCCGCCAGAGUUGAUGAACCACUCGGAGUGCCAGAUCAGGCCUAAUCAACCCAAGCGCAGGAGGGAUGAAAUGAUUUUCGCUUAGAUUUUAAAAGAAUAUAUAUUAAAAUAAUAAUUA
Messenger RNA from Nicrophorus vespilloides, 2448 nucleotides. Its product is annotated as probable ATP-dependent RNA helicase DDX23. Gene Ontology annotation, molecular function: ATP binding; RNA helicase activity; RNA binding. Bases 127 to 2415 code for a protein of 762 amino acids. The record is from RefSeq and is a predicted model, not a curated record. The transcript has 4 exons. Gene Ontology annotation, biological process: mRNA splicing, via spliceosome. Gene Ontology annotation, cellular component: catalytic step 2 spliceosome. Lineage: Eukaryota; Metazoa; Arthropoda; Insecta; Coleoptera; Silphidae.